AUGGGCCAGCACAAUGUCGGCGACACCUCGCCUUUUCUCAAGCGCAUCUUGAUCCCCUUCUGGUGCGUUCGCAUCUUUGUCAUGGCCAUCAACGUCGUCGUGUACAUCCUCGCCAUCAGCGUCGUGGUUCGCUACAAGGACGACAUUUCCCACUUCGAGACCGAAUUCGGCACGAACCUCUCGCCCAACGCCGUCAUUGCCAUCUGGGUCGUCAUCAUGAUCAUCCUCGCCCUCUGCUUAUCGCUCGACCUUGUCGCCAUCAUCAAGCGCGCGCGAAGAAACCUGUCGCCCAAGUUCUUCCUCAUCAUCAACGUCAUCCAGACCUUCGUCUGGACCGUCCUGUUCGCGCUGUCCUUUGUCGGCGCGCGCGCCAGUGCCGCAUCCACGGCCAUCGCUGUCAUCAUCUACCUCUCCUUUGUCGGCCUCCUCAUCUACGCCGCCAUCAUCUUCCACAAGGACCGCAAGGGGACCCUGCAGUACGCCCCCGCCGUGAACCCCGCCACCGGCUACGAGCCCCACGCCCCCCAGCCCAACCUCAACUACCAGCAGAGCGGCGCCUACCAGCCAUACGCACAGCAGACGCAUGCCCAGGGCGGCGCCCAGUAUGCCGGCCAGGCGUACGGCCAGGACUACAACAAGCCGGUGUACGGGCAGCACCCCGAGUCGCACGAGCUCAGCCACCAGCCGCGGUACGCGUGA
Verticillium dahliae VdLs.17 is the source of this 699-nucleotide messenger RNA. RefSeq lists its product as uncharacterized. The record is from RefSeq and is a predicted model, not a curated record. The transcript is spliced from 2 exons. Bases 1 to 699 code for a protein of 232 amino acids. NCBI's taxonomy places the organism in Eukaryota, Fungi, Ascomycota, Sordariomycetes, Glomerellales, Plectosphaerellaceae.